This is a messenger RNA of Nanorana parkeri, 1838 nucleotides long. Its product is annotated as neuronal acetylcholine receptor subunit alpha-7-like. The transcript is spliced from 10 exons. The coding region runs from base 239 to 1777 and encodes 512 amino acids. NCBI's taxonomy places the organism in Eukaryota, Metazoa, Chordata, Amphibia, Anura, Dicroglossidae. Gene Ontology annotation, molecular function: transmembrane signaling receptor activity; acetylcholine-gated monoatomic cation-selective channel activity. The record is from RefSeq and is a predicted model, not a curated record. Gene Ontology annotation, cellular component: neuron projection; postsynaptic membrane; synapse. Gene Ontology annotation, biological process: regulation of membrane potential; monoatomic ion transmembrane transport; signal transduction.
GUAUAGAGGAAAGGAAAAUCUAGUGGUACCUAGAAAGAUUUACACAAGACUACAGGAAUGUAGCAACAGCUGGAAGUUUAUGUCACCUGUGGGGGUAACAAUGUUUUACUGUUCUUGCUGCUUUUUGGGUGAAGAUGCCUUAUUUGGACAACAGCUCAACGAUUCAGUGUUGAAUCGACAUCAGUUCAGUGUGUGAAUUGCAUUGACUACACCUCCCUAGCCCUGUAUUGCUAAUACAAUGCUUUUGGGGAACUGUCUGAGGUUUCUAGCUUAUGGUUUUUACCUAUGGAUUUUUCUUUUUCUGACCUUCCUCAGAGGUUCCCAUCAAGGUGAAUACCAAAGGAAACUUUACAGAGAACUUCUAAGGAAUUACAAUCGCCUUGAAAGACCUGUGAUGAAUGAUUCACAGCCUUUACUUGUAGAACUACAACUUUCUCUUCUUCAAAUAAUUGAUGUGGAUGAAAAGAAUCAAGUCUUGGUUACAAAUGCCUGGCUUCAGAUAUACUGGAAUGACGUCUACUUGACGUGGGACCAAUCUGAAUACCCUGGAGUCCAAACCCUUCGUUUUCCAUCUGAUCAGAUAUGGGUUCCUGACAUACUGUUAUACAACAGUGCAGAUGAAAGAUUUGAUGCAACUUUUCAUACUAAUGUUUUGGUCAACUCUUCUGGUGCCUGUCAAUAUAUCCCACCAGGAAUUUUAAAGAGCACAUGCUAUAUUGAUGUCCGGUGGUUUCCUUUUGAUGUGCAAAGGUGCAAAUUGAAAUUUGGAUCUUGGACUCAUAAUGGAUGGCUACUUGACCUACAAAUGUUAGAAGCAGAUAUUUCAAAUUACAUUUCUAAUGGAGAAUGGGAUCUAGUAGAUGUGCCAGGAAAAAGAAAUGAACUAUAUUAUGAUUGCUGCAAGGAGCCAUACCCUGACGUUACCUACACAGUGACCAUGCGCAGACGCACUUUAUACUAUGGAUUAAAUUUACUGAUACCAUGUGUCCUUAUAUCUGGGUUGGCGUUGCUCGUGUUCCUUCUGCCUGCUGAUUCGGGAGAAAAGAUAUCUCUAGGCAUCACUGUUCUGUUGUCACUGACAGUCUUUAUGCUGCUUGUAGCAGAAAUUAUGCCUGCAACAUCCGAUUCUGUACCACUAAUCGCUCAAUAUUUUGCAAGCAUCAUGGUCAUCGUGGGUCUUUCUGUGGUUGUGACAGUGCUAGUUCUACAGUUUCACCAUCAUGAUCCACAAGCAGGAAAAAUGCCAAGAUGGGUACGGGUUAUCCUGCUCAACUGGUGUGCAUGGUUUUUAAGGAUGAGAAAACCUGGAGAGAACAAGAGGCCUAUCCCCUGCCGAUAUACAUACCCCAAUCCCCACCAUUCCAGCAUUAGCAGCAUUGAAAUGAAUAUUACACCUGGACACCAAUCCACCAAUGGCAACCUGUACUGUGGUUACCACACCCUGGAAAGCCCUUGCUGCCCACCAAACAGUGACUCCGGUGUUAUGUGUGGAAGAGUGACAUGUCCUUCUCUGGAGGACAGUGACCUUGUUCAAAAGAAAUGCUUACGAGAAUGUAUUCCAGAGAUAGUUAAGAUAUUGGAAGAAGUGCAGUAUAUCGCCAGGCGUUUCAGAGACCAGGAUGAGGGAGAAGAAAUCUGCAGCGAGUGGAAGUUUGCUGCCGCAGUCAUUGACCGCUUAUGUCUUGUUGCUUUCUCGCUUUUCGCCAUUAUCUGUACAAUUACCAUCUUGAUGUCAGCGCCGAACUUUGUAGAAGCAGUUUCCAAGGACUUCACAUGAGAAAGCCUCAGGAAACUAAGGUUGCAAGCGUAAACAUUUAUUAUAAAGAAGUUAAUUGUUG